AACCUCGAUUUGCUGGCAAGAUGCUGUACCGGGAGGAGAUUUGUGUGUGUGUGGCUGGGCUUGAAUAGGGGUUAAAAAAACCAAAACCCAACCCACAACCCAGCCACUGAGGAAGCCUUUGAGUCUGUGGGAGGGGGGGCCGGGGGUGCUGCCCCCCGCCCGGCGGGGCAGCGGGGCCGCUUCUGCGCGGGCGCGGCCGGCGCUGGGCUCGGGGGGCGCCUCCCGCCCGCCCCCGCCCGCUCCCCGCGCCUCCCGCCGCCACUUCGGCGGCUCCUCCGAGCAGCAACCGCGGCUCCGGCUGCCGGGGCCGCCGCCGCGCCCGAGCCACCAAUGCGGGGGAUAUUUGCAAGGAGGCAGCGGUACCGCGGCAGCGGGGAGGGCAGGUGAACUCCGGGGAAAGGAUGCUCGGCGUCGCCGCCGCGAUCGUCUUUCUCCUGCAGCUUUUGGCCAAGGCGGAGGGACAGGUUUUCGCAGGUGGUUGUUCAUUCGAUGAGCACUACAGUAAUUGUGGUUAUAGUGUGGCCUUGGGAACCAAUGGAUUUACCUGGGAGCAGAUCAAUACCUGGGAAAAGCCAACAAUGGAUCCUGCUGUCCCAACUGGCUCCUUCAUGAUGGUGAACAGCUCUGGGCGGGCAUCUGGGCAGAAAGCUCACUUGCUGUUGCCUACGCUGAAGGAGAACGACACCCAUUGCAUCGACUUCCACUAUUACUUGUCCAGCAGAGACCGUUCCAGUCCCGGCUCUCUGAAUGUCUAUGUGAAGGUGAAUGGAGGACCGCAGGGCAAUCCCAUCUGGAACGUCUCGGGGGUUGUUACAGAAGGAUGGGUGAAAGCAGAACUUGCCAUCAGUACAUUCUGGCCACAUUUUUAUCAGGUGAUAUUUGAAUCCGUCUCUUUGAAAGGCCACCCGGGGUACAUCGCGGUGGAUGAAGUCAGAGUUCUCGCCCAUCCAUGCAGAAAAGCACCUCAUUUCCUACGGCUUCAGAAUGUGGAGGUUAACGUGGGACAGAACGCGACGUUCCAGUGUAUCGCUGGGGGAAAGUGGUCACAGCAUGACAAACUCUGGCUCCAGCAGUGGAAUGGAAGGGACACAGCGUUAAUGGUCACUCGAGUGGUCAACCACCGACGUUUUUCUGCUACUGUCAGUGUAGCCGACACGUCUCAACGCAGCAUCAGCAAGUACCGAUGUGUCAUCCGUUCAGACGGCGGAUCUGGAGUUUCAAAUUAUGCAGAAUUAAUAGUGAAAGAGCCCCCAACUCCUAUUGCCCCUCCUGAGCUUCUGGCUGUCGGAGCCACAUACCUGUGGAUCAAACCCAACGCCAACUCCAUCAUCGGAGAUGGACCCAUCAUACUGAAAGAGGUGGAGUAUCGGACAACCACUGGGAAUUGGGCAGAAACGCACAUCGUAGACUCCCCCAAUUACAAACUAUGGCACUUGGAUCCUGAUGUGGAGUACGAGAUCAGAGUGCUGCUCACCCGCCCUGGAGAAGGAGGGACAGGACCCCCUGGACCACCGCUCACAACAAGAACAAAAUGUGCAGAUCCUGUCCAUGGACCACAAAACGUUGAAGUUGUUGAUAUUCGCUCCCGGCAGCUGACAUUGCAGUGGGAGCCCUUUGGUUACGCGGUGACCCGCUGCCACAGUUACAAUCUCACCGUCCAGUACCAGUAUGUGUUUAACCAGCAAAAAUUCGAGGCAGAGGAACUCAUCCAAACUUCUUCCCACUACACCCUGCGGGGUCUCCGGCCCUUCAUGACCAUCAGGCUGAGGUUGGCGCUCUCCAACCCGGAGGGCAAAAUGGAAAGUGAGGAGCUGGUUGUGCAGACUGAGGAGGAUGUUCCUGGGCCUGUUCCCUUGGAAUCCAUCCAGGGAGGACCUUUUGAAGAGAAGAUCUAUGUUCAGUGGAAGCCUCCAAAUGAGACAAAUGGCAUCAUUACACUCUACGAGAUUACGUACAAGGCCGUUGGGUCUCUGGAUCCCAGUGCUGACCUGUCCAGCCAAAGAGGGAAAAUCUUCAAACUAAGGAAUGAAACACAUCACCUCUUUGUAGGAUUAUACCCAGGGACUACGUAUUCAUUCACCAUCAAAGCCAGCACGGUCAAGGGCUUUGGGCCACCCAUCACAACCCGGAUUGCAACUAAGAUUUCAGCACCAUCGAUGCCAGAAUACGACACAGACUCCCCUUUGAAUGAGACUGACACCACCAUCACCGUGAUGCUGAAGCCCGCUCAGUCCCGAGGAGCACCUGUCAGUGUCUAUCAACUUGUUGUCAAGGAGGAGAAGCUGCAGAAAGCACGAAGAGCUGCAGACAUCAUCGAGUGCUUCUCUGUCCCCGUGAGCUACAGGAACGCGUCCAGCCUGGACUCCCCUCACUACUUCGCAGCCGAGUUGAAACCUGUCAACCUGCCCGUCACGCAGCCCUUCACGGUGGGCGACAACAAAACCUACAACGGCUACUGGAAUGCUCCGCUUUCUCCCCUGAAAAGCUACAGCAUAUACUUCCAGGCUCUUAGCAAGGCAAACGGAGAAACAAAAAUCAACUGUGUCCGGCUGGCAACAAAAGGAGCUUCCACCCAGAAUUCCAAUGCAGUGGAGCCAGAAAAACAAGUUGACAGCACAGUGAAAAUGGCUGGAGUUAUAGCCGGUCUUCUGAUGUUUGUUAUCAUCCUCUUGGGAGCAAUGCUUACCAUCAAGAGAAGAAGAAACGCAUAUUCCUACUCCUAUUACUUGCAUUCAAGCCAGUGUUUUAGGGGCCUCUCUGUCUUCUACAGGACCAGGAAGCUGGCCAAGAAGCAGAAGGAGACUCAGACCAGCACGCAGAGGGAGAUGGGUCCCGUGGCUACUUCUGACAAGACCUCUACCAAACUCAGUGCCGUUCACAAUGAAGAAGCUUUUUCUUCCAGCUGCCAAGAUGUGAAUGGAUUCACAUCACCCUCUCCUUGUUCAUUUUCUGUCCAAAGCAAAACCCUUCAGAGCAAAUCUUUGUUGAAUUCCUACUACUCAGUAUCAUCAGACACUGUUCCAUCGACCACGCUGUUAGGUAAGAAGACAGAUAGCAGCCAUGGAGAGAUGACCCAGCCAACCCUGACCAUCCAGACCCACCCGUACCGGAGCUGCGAGCCGGUGGAAAUGUCCUACCCCCGGGGACAGUUCCAGCCAGCCAUCCGGGUGGCCGACCUGCUGCAGCACAUCACCCAGAUGAAGCGAGGACAGGGCUACGGAUUUAAAGAGGAGUAUGAGGCACUACCCGAGGGGCAGACAGCAUCCUGGGAUACAGCCAAGGAAGACGAAAACCGCAAUAAGAAUAGAUAUGGAAACAUAAUCUCCUAUGAUCACUCAAGAGUGAGAUUGCAGCUGCUGGAUGGGGACCCUCACUCCGACUACAUAAACGCCAAUUACAUAGACGGAUACCACCGGCCUCGCCAUUACAUUGCGACUCAAGGGCCAAUGCAAGAGACAGUGAAGGAUUUCUGGAGAAUGAUUUGGCAAGAGAACUCUGCAAGUGUUGUCAUGGUCACCAACCUGGUGGAAGUGGGCAGGGUAAAGUGUGUUCGAUACUGGCCAGAUGACACAGAGGUCUAUGGAGAUAUUAAAGUCACAUUAAUUGAAACAGAACCAUUGGCGGAGUAUGUCAUACGCACAUUUACUGUACAAAAGAAAGGCUACCAUGAGAUCCGAGAGAUUCGGCAGUUCCACUUCACCAGCUGGCCCGACCAUGGGGUUCCUUGCUACGCCACGGGCCUCCUGGGCUUCGUCCGGCAAGUGAAGUUCCUCAAUCCCCCUGAAGCCGGACCCAUCGUUGUGCACUGCAGUGCUGGGGCCGGGAGAACAGGGUGUUUUAUUGCCAUCGACAUCAUGCUUGACAUGGCAGAGAACGAAGGUGUGGUGGAUAUAUUUAACUGUGUGCGAGAGCUGCGAUCCCAGAGGGUCAAUUUGGUGCAGACAGAGGAGCAGUAUGUAUUUGUCCAUGAUGCCAUUUUGGAGGCCUGUCUCUGUGGCAACACAGCCAUUCCAGUUUGUGAAUUCAGAUCCAUCUAUUACAACAUCAGCAGACUAGAUCCACAGACCAACUCCAGCCAGAUAAAAGAUGAGUUUCAGACUCUCAAUAUCGUGACGCCGCGUGUUCGGCCGGAAGAUUGCAGCAUCGGCCUUUUGCCCAGGAACCAUGACAAGAACCGCUGCAUGGAUGUGCUGCCCUUGGACCGGUGCCUGCCUUUCCUCAUCUCUGUGGAUGGUGAAUCAAGUAACUACAUCAAUGCUGCACUCAUGGAUAGCCACAAGCAACCUGCUGCCUUUAUUGUAACCCAACACCCUUUGCCCAACACCAUAGCAGACUUUUGGAGGCUGGUAUUUGAUUAUAACUGCUCCUCUGUGGUGAUGCUGAAUGAGAUGGAUGCAGCACAGCUCUGCAUGCAGUACUGGCCAGAGAAGACGUCCUGUUGUUACGGCCCAAUUCAAGUAGAGUUUGUUUCAGCAGACAUCGAUGAGGAUAUCAUCAACCGGAUAUUCCGGAUCUGCAACAUGGCCAGGCCUCAGGAUGGGUACCGCAUAGUUCAGCACCUGCAGUACAUUGGCUGGCCAGCGUACAGGGACACCCCUCCUUCCAAACGCUCCCUCCUCAAGGUGGUCAGAAGGUUGGAGAAGUGGCAGGAGCAGUACGAUGGGAGAGACGGACGGACUGUUGUCCACUGCCUGAACGGUGGGGGACGCAGCGGCACCUUCUGUGCCAUCUGCAGCGUGUGUGAAAUGAUUCAACAGCAAAAUAUCAUUGAUGUGUUCCACAUCGUGAAAACGUUACGGAAUAACAAAUCCAACAUGGUGGAGUCACUGGAACAAUAUAAAUUUGUAUAUGAGGUUGCACUGGAAUACUUGAGUUCCUUUUAGCCCAGCGGAGGGAGGGGAGCCCCCGAAAUGCCAGACGCAGCCUCUGGCAGACGCUUCUCCCCUCUCCCACACCAGAAGGCAGUGACAAGUGUGGGGAGGCAAAACCUCUCCUGCCCGGAGCAAGAGACUGAGAUUGCACAGACCUCGCUGAAAGGAGGAGACGAUGCCUGUGUUUGCUGCUGCCUGCUUUCUGCCGGAACACCUACCGCUUCUCAAAUAACCUACUGUAAAAAUUAGCAAAAUGGGAGACAGGCUGAAAGACUGGACUUUCUAAUCCUCUCUGACUUCUUCUCUCCCCUUUCGGAUUGUACUUUUGCUCUCCUUGCUGCAGAGUGGGGAAAGAAUGAAACCCUUAGGAAGUUCUCUUUUAAAUGUCUCCUUUUUAAUUUAUAAUUUUCUUCUCAAAUCCUUAGUCUUUAAUUUUUUUAAUUUCAUGCAGCAGUCAUUUGGGAAAAACGAGAUAGCCAUAGGGGAUAGAGGAGAUGUUUCAUUACAAUUUGUCUACCUUACCUGUUUCCUUUUAUUUUUUUUUUUCCAAAUGAAAAGGCCAACACACAAACGAAGAAAAAGCCUGGAAUUCUCUUCCCAUACGUGGUCCCCUUUAGCAUGAAAAUAGAUGGUGGAGAUGAGAAGCUGUUCAUGGGUUCACUGCCUCGGCUUCUACACGAAUGUUUCCUCCCUGUUCCUGUUGACUCCCAAGGCUGUGCAUGAACCGGUCACAUCUCUCUGGUCUGUGUUGGGUUCAGCGCUGGCGAAGCACCAUUGUUAAUGAGUUUCCCAGCCACUCGAACCUUAAGGUUAAAUAUUUGCAUCAAACAAAUUGCAUUUGUCUUGCAACUUUUGGUAACUUUGUUACCAUAUUUUUCAAGUAUUUGCUGGAGUGCAGUGUGUCUUUGAAAAACAGGGUAUAAAGUAGGUUUUAUUGAUCAUAUACUAUGUAUUCUUAUUUUUUAUUUAUUAUUUGGAUUGCUAUAGAACAUAGGACCCCUAGUCGCAACAGGACCCUGCUGAACUAGGCACUGUGCAAAGAACAAAGAAGGUUCCUGUUCAAGAGGUUAAAAUAUGAAGGUAAUCUUAAAAUUGGGUUUGGUCAAGAUUUCCUCACUAUUUCCAAACUGUUGUGCAGUCAGACGUCGUUGAGUGAUUUAUUCACAUUUCCAGGCUGUACAAGCUUCAAAGUGGUAACUCAUCCAAACUGUAGGAAAGGUGAUGUACAUACACAGAAACCUAUUCUGACGUGCGUUCAGAAAAGCGUUAGACCAGCACAGCAACUUUCCUUCUUAAGCAAAACAGCUUUUGUUUUGUUCUGCAAAAAUGCCUGUGCAACUCUCCUUCUUUGAAACAAGUACCAGAUGUGUUUCGCCAUGGUCUGGAUCUCACUCUGACUUUUGAGUGGCUAAGAAAUUGCUUUUCUGAAAGAGUAUGCUUAAGUAGUUAAUCAUUAGGGUCUGCGGGGUAAUCUUGGAGGAAAAAAUAAUAAUUGAAUGAACAAGGCCUUAUAGUAUUCAGUAUUUCAAUUUAGGCACUUAUUUUUCUUGCGGGUGAGGGAAUACGAGGUUGCUAAAAGGUAGAUCGAGGGUAAAAGUUCAUGGAAACUCCACUUCCUUACCACCUUGUAGUUUUCCACCCUCAGGUAAAUGCUCAGGCUGUGCUGGGAGCUCUGUCAUGUCAAUGCCUGGGCAUGGAGCAUGCCGGAAGUUCAAAAAAUGUUGCUAAUUCUGUGUAAAUUCAAAAGGCACAUCUGUUUCAUGGUGAUUCUUUUUUCAAUAGUCAUACCUUUGCCUUGACAAUGGAGGAUGAAAAUUAAAUCUUAUAAAAGCGACUCUUGACUCAAAACCUACCAAUAUCUAGCAAAGCAAUUGUCAUCUCUACCGAGACCUGCAACAGUUUAAGGAAGGAUGCUUGGAACAGCACUUGGCUCCUGCUCAGCAGAGGAGGGGUUGCGCAGGAUGCUGAAUGGCCUCACUCGUAUUCUUUUGGAUUCUUGGCUUCAGUGUCAUGAAGGUCUUAAAUGAGCUUGAACCACAUUGUCGCCGGUGUAGCCGGUGCACCAGACUGAGAACCCUCUCACGGACAUCUCUUCUUGGUUUCUAGUUGGCCCUUUAGGUUGUCUGCAAAUAAUCACAAAUCACCUUUGGUUCCUAGGGGGGCUGUAGGCAGGUGUGUGGUGUCUCGUGAAACAAACUACUGGGUUUAUUUUUUUUUCUUUUGACAUUAAGCAAAACAAAUGGCUCUGCAGAAAAAAAUAAAACAGAAGGCAAAGCAAAAUGAUCAGCUACAAAUGAGAAAGAAGGGAUAAUAUCAGCAUUUUGAUUACAGGUGGCUCACUGUAACAGUGUAGGGCAGGAGCUGAUCAUGAUGGGAUCCUGAUCCCAUAAAAGGAUUUUUCAGCAACUACCCAGGUAGGAAGAAACUACAAGUCAGCAAAGUGUUUGUGACUUCGCUAACUCCAGAAAACCAGAGGGAAUCACUCCCUGUGGAUACUAUGGAAAUCUUGAUUAGUGUUUAGCAUUCUGUUAAUUUUACACGGAAACUAUAAUAGCUUAGCGCUAGGACCCUCUCAUGAGUUGCUGAAGGACCCGUGUGAGCACUGUAGGUGACAGGCAGGAUGAAAGGAGCAGAGAGUUGGAAGAAAUGGCAAUACGGCCGAGAUGUCAAGUGUAGGAGGUAAUUCAGGGCUUAACAGUAGCAUGAAAGAAAGUGGAUUAAAAAGCCAGCAGCAAGGCCAUAGGAGGGAUGUGUGCUUGGAAGGAGGUGUUGGAUGAGCAGAGCAGAAUAGCACUUGCAGUGAAGUCAUUUAAGGUCGUGGGGUAGGUUUAAAAGUGUUUCCAUAGUACGAAAGAUGCUACUAAAGGGUCAGGUGCAUGUAUUAGUGUACCCAGAGCAACUCGCUAUGUGCUUUUAGCCCUCUGCAAAUGCAAAGUAACGUUAGCAUAAACUGCAGGGAAGGAUAUUUAAGCUGAAUUUUACCUUGUAUUUGCAAGGAACAAGUUUAAUGCAAAUGUUGGUUAUCACAGCCCAACCGUUAGUCACAGCUCGUUAUGUGGCAGCUCAGCCGUGUGUCUCAACCUUUUUUUUAGUGUCCAGCCUGCAAUGCAUGUGUAAGGGUGUUCAGUAGAUACUGCAGAUAAUGUGGCCAAACUGUUUUAUCAUUGUGCAGUUUCGUUGCUUUUGGGGGACUGACCCAGCUCCAGUCCGUGUUGGCUCAGGGAUCUUUAUUCUGUUCCUUACUGCGGUGUGUAUAUGCUGAAUGUGAAUUAAUGAUGGAGGGAAUCGUGUGGAAAGAGGAGGGAAGCUCACUUUAAAUAACCUUAUUACCUUGGGGUUGUUUAAAUGAUAGAGAACAGCCUAUGGCAAAACAGGUAAUGUGUUUGAAGCAAGAUUGUGGGUGAUAGGUUGGUUUUUGCUGGGAAAGAGAGAAAUUAUGAGAUGAGAUAAAGGAGACUUUCUCACUCCUGAAAGGAUUAAGAGCCAGGGUGAGCUUUCCAACCUGAGCAUCCCCUGCUGUGAGUGGGAAGUGAUAAUGUACAAUGGAAAAGGUGAAUUCCUCAUUGACUUAAUUUUAGGUUGGAAAAAUAUUGUAUUGAUAAUAUUUGAAUGGUCAUAAUGAGAGUAAACUUAUCCCCAUUCAGACAUCCUUCAGGGGUGAGGGAGCACUCUUUAUGGAUGGCAUAGUAUUGGUAUAAAGUUUAAUCUGAAAUACAAGAAACUAGAAAUAGAUAAAGAAAAGGGGGUGGUUCAGGGGUGACUAUCUCAUACAGGGGAUACAUACAUAUAACUAACAUCUUAAAUUAUUAAGGAAUGUAACUGAAGCAAUGAAUUCCAGAGCUAUUUAGGCUGGCUGCUGGGGAAAGAAGACCCUGAGUUGUCUGCAGGAAAGAGACAGAGCAAAACCUCUGAAAGGUACAGUAGGUCUUAAUAAUAUUUUCUUUCUUUUUUGAGUUUUUUGUUUGGUGGUGGUUUGUAGUUUAGGUGUGGUGAUGGUUUAGGGUUUCUGUAUGUUUGAUUGUUUUUUGUAAGAUCUCUGUAGGAGCUGUGUCCUAUCUUGGCUCUUUAUUAUUAUUAUUAUUAUUAUUAUUAUUAUUACUAUUAUUAUUAUUAUUAUUAUUAUUAUUAUUAUUUUCUUCUUCCAGUUACCUGGAAGGAAAAAGGCAUUUGACCUCCUGUAAAUAGACUUGAGGUAUUUGUUAAUUAAUGUAAAGAUAAGAGACCAUGCAAAUGCAAGGGACUACAGUGUGCACGUGAAGGUAACUGAAUCAGGACCUCAGGUAGCAAACAAGCAAAUGGAAAUGUGGUGGUUUUCUUUAUGUCUGCAGUUUGAAAUAAUUUGUAUUCCCUGAUCAGGGAAGUGUCUGAACUAUGAUAAGUAUGGGGCCUUUCAAUUUAUCAUUUAAAUUCUUCAGCAAGGUAGCACAGAAUUAGGUCUGCCUUUGCCAUGCUCUGGUAGGUCCCUCUUCAUUUAUUCACAUUUCAGCCAUUUAUGUGAGCUGGAGUUGGCCAUGUUGGUCCACAGGUGUCAAGCAGUUAUUGAAAGGUUUUUACAUGCACUGAAAAAACGUUACUUUUGUGGCAUUGACCCCCGAGUCAAACUGCAGUUUCUGUCUCCCCUGCUCAGCCCCAGCCCAUGUGCAGACACAUUUGAAGAAUGGCCAAAUAACUCCUGAAAGGCAAACAGAGAUUUUGGGAAAUGCCUGCGACCCAUAAUCAGUCCGGUCCAUGUAACUCCAUGAGACAGAGGAAGGAAUCCCAAAGAAUAUGUUUUGCUUUGAGUGGCAUAUAUUUGUGUCGGUAGUUUCCCCCCUUUUGUCUGGUUCUGUAAACUCCUUGUAAGAAAAAAUGAGAAGUAGUCCAGUGGCAAUGUAAACCCCACAGUAGUAGUUUUAAGCCUGCAGAUGGUACACUUCUUUUUCCAUUUACUUUUCACAGUCCCUUUAGAAGUAGUUUGUGGGAUUUCCUUGGGAAUCUCAAGGCAGGGAUCGCUGGUCGCUGCUCUUGAUGUGCCGUAGAAUCGUAGAAAGGAGAGUCAGGGGCAGGUAAAACAGUUUUAAUCUGGAAUAGAAGGAAAGGGGAAGAAAUCUGCUUUGGGAGAAACCAAACACUGGAGGAGAAGGCAGGUUGAAUGGAGUCCUGAAACAGGCAGGAAGCAUGCACCUUGUUCUGUCUCUCAUUCUUGCACGGCUGCUCCUACAUCUUUCUUACUGCUCUGAGUUCAGGCCAAGAUCAUAAAAAAGCAGGUGAUGCCACAUCCAGGCUGUGCAGCUCCUUGGAGAUGAAGCAGUCAGAGUGUAACCGAGGAAUAAAUCCUGAGGGACACAGAUAAAAGGAGAUUUGUUUGAGAGAGGAAUGUUCAAAUACAAGGUGCCUCCAUCUGUCACACAUGCAGAAUUCUUCACAAGUCAUCACAGAGCAGUGACAGGCCUGACACGGUGCUGGAACGGUCUGUGCAACGCAGUGGAAAUGUUGCGCUCAGAAACCUUCAUUGUCCUGUAAUAAAUUUAAACAAUCAACUCCAUUACACUGGUAGCAUAGUUAACUUUUAUGGUAUCUCCAGCCAGUGCAAGGGGCAUCUCAAGACCUUGGUGUGAGCUUGCUGUGGUUUUAUUUGAGAUUCUUUCAUUUGUCUUAAGUUCGCAAGCUUCAGUCGACCCUGGUUUGUCUGAAAAAUUAAGGGGGCCAUGUGGCAGAAGUUAUUCAGCAUAACCACUGCCUUUGGGUCAAGAAUCCAGUAUACCUCCUAGAAGACUGUGAAAUCAUAGAACAAACUGCUGCAUCUUCCCUGCACAGAUGUUACAGGAGUAGAGAUGGGGAGUCAGCUAAUUAAAGUCAGGGAGACAGAAGUGAGUAAUAAGGAUUCAGUUAACCCUCCUGUGUUCCUGUUUAUUUAGAUUGCAGUCUGCUGUAGCCAUACACAUGUAAUAUACAAUUUAAAUGCAAGUGCUCUUCCUUUCCUUGUUCCCAAAAAUACUUGUAGCUCUUCUUUGAUUGAGGGCAAGCCAACAGCAUAGCAAGCAGAGCUCGCUUUCUGCAGUUUUGGCAAGGACCACCAGAAAAAUCUCUCAUGUAUUAUCUGUUCAUUGACUUGGGAAAGGUAUCAAUCAUCUUCCACAUCUACAUACUUGAAGAAUGUACAAUUUCCUGUGACAGUCAAGCAAAAUCAUACAUUUUCAUACAUCAAGACCAAAUCCUGGUGGCACUGGGAUGGAAAGGAAAAAGAAGAAACAACAACUUGCUGAUUUCCAGUCACCUCUAGUCGAUAAUAUUUAUUUGCUGUGUAAAAAAUAUUUUUAAAGCCUCCCUUGUAAAAUAUAAACGCUACUCAGAAUAUGCUACAGUUUCACGUUGGACUAGCAUAAUUGUAAAAACCUGGCAGCUUUUUCAGUUUGUAAAAACAUGAGAGAUCUAAUCAGCCUUUCCAUCCUCAUCCUGGUGCAUGCAGCAGGUUUUUCACCACUAUUCUGUUUUCAACCUGAGCCUUAAAAACCAAAACAAUGCAGCAGGCUGAAUGACAGAUGCUGGUGUUCCCAUAGUGUUUCCUGGUGGGAAAAGAAAAAACUAAACCAUUUUUCUUGCAACUCAGUUCUGCAUGAGCUGUUCCUAAGAACUAUGAGUAUGAGCCAGACUACACUGCUUUGUCUGGAGCGAGGAUUUACUUGUUGCAAGGAGAAGGUACGUUCUAGAUGGACCCUUUGGGACCAGUCCUGAUCUCCUGUUAUAGGUUUCCAGCAGCACAGUGGUUACUUUAUUGGAGGUGCUUGUUGCAGAAUGAGUGUUUCAGUGGAGAUAUUUUUCUUUGGGAGAUCUGAUAUCCUGAAACCGCUACUGUUUGGGGGAUUUUGUGAGAUAACUCAAAUGUGUUGCACUGUGGAGGUUUAUUUCCUUGUGUGAGUACAUCACCUUUCAAUGAGGACCUCUAGGAAAUCUUAUUUGUGUGAAGUUACAGAAAGGAGUACAUUUGCAGGGAUGGAAGCGGGAGUGUGGCCAGCACGUUAUAAGGUUUCAUGAAUUCAGAUACUUCAAAAAUAACCUCCCAGGACAAAUGAUGGUCAGUUGUUUGCAUUGCUGAAAGUCUAUCCAGACUUCCUGUGCUGGACUUUCAUAUAUCUGGAACAGAACUGGCAUUACCCCCUCAUCACGCCUGUAUCCCUUUCUUACAUCUCCAGCAUUUAAACGCUGUACUUUAUGCCAAAAGUUUGAGCUGUAUCCUUAACACAUCCUUUAACUCAUACUGACUCACCACACGGACAAAAUUCACUCCCAUAUUGAUUUAAUCUUCUCCCCCCCCCCAGCCUGUGUCAAUCCUGUUGAAAUUAAAAUGUACUAGCAUCACUUGUUGCCAGACUUGUCACGACUUGCCGCAGCGAUGCUGUGGCUGCAUCUGGAUCAGCAGGAUCCAAUUCCAGCUCCCUGGAUGCGUUUUGCCGGCAGGGAGAAGUGCUGCAUGAGAGCCAGUCUCUGCUGCUGCGAUGCCGCCCCCAUCUCCUCCCCCUUUGGCCUUUCUGGAUUACUGGUGAAACUCACUUGUACAGUUUGGAUGUUUGAUAGAUAAAGCACGUAUGAAAAAAAAAAGGAAAAAAAUAUAAAUACAAAAAUCUCAACACUGUGCAUUCAGUGUCUUUCUAGCUUAAAAGAAGGAAGGUAAAUAAUGUCAAGUCAAUGAAUAUCAGAUAUAUUUUUUGACUGUACAUUACAGUGAAGUGUAAUCUUUUUUUUACAACUGCGAGUCCAUCUUAUUUAUUCUUGUAAAUGUUCCCAGACAAUGUUUGUAAUAUGGGCUGUGUUGCAAAUCCAUAAAAUAAAUCUGUGACCUGAGAUUAAUGUUUUACUAAGA
Messenger RNA from Columba livia (rock pigeon), 12711 nucleotides. It is a transcript of the gene PTPRT, whose product is annotated as protein tyrosine phosphatase receptor type T. Gene Ontology annotation, biological process: protein dephosphorylation. The transcript is spliced from 34 exons. Gene Ontology annotation, cellular component: membrane. The record is from RefSeq and is a predicted model, not a curated record. The coding region runs from base 402 to 4883 and encodes 1493 amino acids. Gene Ontology annotation, molecular function: protein tyrosine phosphatase activity; protein binding. NCBI's taxonomy places the organism in Eukaryota, Metazoa, Chordata, Aves, Columbiformes, Columbidae.